Molecule: messenger RNA, 342 nt
Organism: Phytophthora infestans T30-4
Lineage: Eukaryota; Oomycota; Peronosporomycetes; Peronosporales; Peronosporaceae
Exons: 4
Coding region: 1-342 (113 amino acids)
Source: RefSeq, a predicted model, not a curated record
AUGCACGUGUCAUCGCUGUCCACGCUGGAGCGGUGCAGGUGCUUGAUGCGCUGCAGCUCGCUGCGCAGCUGUUUCUUCGUGUACACCACGAGCCACCACAUGCCUAGCACCGUGAACACGUCCACCCACCGCCGACGACACGGCAAACCUGUGGCAGAAGCGGCUUCCAACUGGAGUUCUGAAGCACCUGUCCCGGUGACGAUGCCGAACAUGGAACCCGCGAGGAUCUCAAAGCCUGGCGACGGGAUGCAAAGUGGGAUGCCAACCGCUAAAAUGAGCGGAAGUAGCAUGGUACCCAUUGUUGGGUUGGCCUGGAGCCAGGUCAUGCUGUUGGCGAUGUAG